AACCAAAGAAUAGACGGCCAGGAUUCGUUGCCCUAAGUUUUAGGGUUCUUCGGCGCCGGAGGCUAGAGCGAGGAGGAGGCGAGGCGGGGCGCGUCGCGAAUCAUGGGUAUCUCGCGCGAUUCGCUUCACAAGAGGAGGGCCACCGGUGGGAAGAAGAAGGCAUGGAGGAAGAAGAGGAAAUACGAGCUCGGGAGGCAGCCGGCAAUGACCAAACUGGCGGCCAAGACCGUCCGCCGCAUUCGCGUUCGCGGUGGCAACUUUAAGCUCCGCGCGCUGAGGCUCGACGCCGGGAACUACUCGUGGGGGACCGAGGCGGUGGCGCGCAAGACGAGGAUCCUGGAGGUGGUGUACAACGCCUCCAACAACGAGCUCGUCCGGACCCAGACGCUGGUGAAGAGCGCCAUCGUCCAGGUGGACGCGACGCCUUUCCGCGCCUGGUACAACCAGCACUACGGCGUGGAUCUCUCGCGCAAGAAGAAGCCUUCGGCCGUGAAGAAGGAGAAGGAAGGCGAGGAAGCUACAACUGAAGCCGGCCCGGCCGCCGAGGAAGAGAAGCCCAAGAGCAAGCACACCCUGCGAAAGCUUGCCAAUAGAGCGGAGGGGCACAAGCUCGACCCACACAUCGAGGAGCAAAUGGCGAGUGGAAGGCUGCUGGCUUGCAUCGCGUCCCGUCCUGGGCAGUGCGGACGCGCGGACGGGUACAUUCUGGAAGGUAAGGAGCUCGAGUUUUACAUGAAGAAGAUUCAGAAGAAAAAGGGGAAGAGCGCUUCCUAGGCUGUGUCACUCACUGGUAGUGCUGCUACUCACCCUUCGCUCCGGCAGAGUAUGGUCAAAGCUCUUGUUUUUUGGGAAAUUUAAAAAGACAACUCUUUUGCUUCA
Molecule: messenger RNA, 879 nt
Organism: Selaginella moellendorffii
Lineage: Eukaryota; Viridiplantae; Streptophyta; Lycopodiopsida; Selaginellales; Selaginellaceae
Product: 40S ribosomal protein S8
Exons: 5
Coding region: 103-774 (223 amino acids)
Biological process (GO): translation; maturation of SSU-rRNA from tricistronic rRNA transcript (SSU-rRNA, 5.8S rRNA, LSU-rRNA)
Cellular component (GO): cytosolic small ribosomal subunit; ribosome
Molecular function (GO): structural constituent of ribosome
Source: RefSeq, a predicted model, not a curated record